AUGCAACAAAAAGAAAGUGUACCACGGCAGCAAAAUUGGGUUAAAUUUGAUGAAUCUGGAGGCGAAAACCGUCAAGAUUCAAGGAAUAAUGCUAUUAUAGUUGGAAAUGGGAAAAUCCUAUGUGCGAUUUAUCCGAACAAUAUGCAAUGCGCAUGGUUGACUCCACCACAAUUCAAUCCAUAUAAAAUGCCAAAAGAAUUAAAUAAUAAGCAAUUUUCACUAACCCUUGACGAAUAUAUAGCAGCAAUGAAAAUGCUUACGAAUGAUUAUCGCUUCUGGUGUUACUGCAUGUUAUAUAAUAGAAUUGUGGCACUUUGGAUGAUAUUUGCGGUGAUAAUACUCAUUUCGACUCUUUUAAGUCAACCUGAUGGCGGUUACCCCAUAGUUGUCUUCACUUUUUUGUGGAUAAUAUUACUCUUAGUCGGAAUAUUUUGUUUGUUUAUGAUUAGAAAGCAUUUGAAUAUUGGUCUACGACACUGUGUGCAAUCGGCAAAUAAAUUACUCAUAAAGAAAAAUUUAUUAAUUGGCGUUGAAGAUCGAGGUCAACUUUCUUGUCACAAAGUUGUUGUAAGUUGUUUCAAGUUUUUUCCUUUAACAUAUUUUUCUGGUCAGAAAAAAGUUACAAUAAUGGCAAAUAUUGCGGAAGAAGAUAUAAAUAAAACAGCGAUUCAUCUUAUUUUAAAAUAUAGCCAAAUGUUUGUGAAGCGAUCAUCCAAGAAGCAAUUAAUGUUUCCAACUCGUCCGGCCGAAGGCGUUUCCACAUAUUCUCCAAAACAUUUUCAGGCGUCAUUUUGUAUAUGCCAAUACAUCAACUUAGUAAGUUUUCACAAUUUAUUUGCUCCACAGAAAACAUUUUCAUUUUCAUUUAUCAGAAAAUAUUUCCACCAGUGA
Dracunculus medinensis (Guinea worm) is the source of this 891-nucleotide messenger RNA. The record is from the annotation of a GenBank genome assembly. NCBI's taxonomy places the organism in Eukaryota, Metazoa, Nematoda, Chromadorea, Rhabditida, Dracunculidae.